Molecule: messenger RNA, 3028 nt
Organism: Salvia splendens (bonfire salvia)
Lineage: Eukaryota; Viridiplantae; Streptophyta; Magnoliopsida; Lamiales; Lamiaceae
Product: F-box protein SKIP14
Exons: 2
Coding region: 820-2346 (508 amino acids)
Cellular component (GO): cytoplasm
Molecular function (GO): protein binding
Source: RefSeq, a predicted model, not a curated record
UUUUUCCUUUUAUCGUUCAGGCCGUUGAAUCUUCGAUCUGCAGAUACUGUUCCUUCCCCCGAUUUCGGCGUGCUUUCCUGAUCGGAUCGCCCCUAGGGCAGGCGAUUUCGAGCCCCUUGAAUGAUUCAAGGACUCCAUACCUAUAUCUCCCUCGAUAUCUUGCGGCGGAAAUAUUAGGGUUUGGGUUUUGAAGAAAGGGAUCAGGUUGUUUUAUUCAUUGUAUCUGAUUUUUUUAAUCGCUUAUAUUUUUUUUAUUUUCUUGUUUUUUUUUCGUUAUCUGUAUUUCUAUUUGAAAAAUUGACUGGGUAGGGUAUGUGAGAGAUUGCCAGAUAACCUAGGUUUGGUUAAUCUUGAUUGCGCUUUCUUUCUUUCUAUUUUUGGGUAGUUUUUUUUAGGAAUUCUUUGAUUCUUUUUUGUAUAUAAUAGCAGGUAUGCGUUUUUUUGAUUGGUUUCAUAGGUUUAGCUGAUAAAAAACUGAAAAAGGUUUGGGUUCGUUACAAGAAAGGCUCAGUGAAGUUUUUGGUGCUCUGUUUUAGUUUGUCAUUGAAAAUCGAGGGAUUUCUUGUUUGAAUCUUUGUAAGAAAUUCGUCUAACCCCUAAUAGAGGUUGUGAUAAAAGAAAAAAAAAGAAAAAAGAGAGAAAAAGAAAAAAAAAAAAAAAGGAAAACAGGAGGUAUAAUAUACCUCUGCAAGUGAAAAAUCCGCUAUCUUUUGGUUGAACUUUAGAUUGGAAGGAGAGGGAGUGGUUGAGGCCUGAGCGAGAGAGAGGAAGAGGUUGAAGGGGAGAGGGAGGGAGAGGUUUUGAGGUAGAGAUUUUGAAAUGGCCUUGAACUAUUCACAUCGGCCUGUGUUCCCGGCUCACACUUCUGCAAAAACUUUGUGGUCACCUUUGAGGACUGUGAACGGCUGUCUUGCUGAGGGUUCUCCUGAAGUUUAUGGUGAAUGUUAUCUAAGGCCUUGGCAUCCGAGCCAAGAAGAGAUGGGGGAGUGGGAUUUCAUUAGCCAGGAUACAGUUGGUCGCUGCUGUUCACCAGAGUCAAACUCGAGGGACAUUGCUGAUCGUUUACCUUCUGAUCCAUUUGGGAUGGAUAUACAGACUACCUUCACAGCUCUCACGGGAUGGCUUGAGGACUUGGAGGUCGAUUAUGGUGCGUAUACUAGGAGCAAUAGUCAACGAUCCGACCAAGAGAAUUAUAAUUUGUUUGCUGGGUGUUGUAUGCUAUAUAACAAUGCUCUAAAUUCCCAGCCCCAGCCCUUUUCCAGUGGUGUUCAGUCCAAUGAGGAUGUGAAUUAUAGUAUCCUGCCCCUUUCAAGCAGUCCUCAGGUUUAUGUGAAACCUGAUGAGACAUUAGAUGCUAUCAAUAAUGUCGAUACAGAGAUGGAGAAUUCAUUGGAUUCAUACAACAAUGAAUUUCCUCCAGCCUACGAAGAAAGUUGGAUGAUGGAUUUCAGCAACGAGGGCACUAGCUACAGUCCUGAGUUGCAGUUUGGAGAAAAAGUGGAGGGUGCUGCCAAAUCUGAUGAAGCACCCCAUGAUGCUUUUAAAUUUUGUCUAAUGUAUCUGGGAGUGAAAGACCUCUUGUCAAUGGAAACAGUUUGUAGUUACUUUCGGUCUGAGGUUCGUGGUGAACCAUUGUUGUGGAAGAGUAUCCACAUUGAACCGCCUCUGAAUGAAAAGAUCACGGAUGACAUUCUUUUGGAAUUGGCUUGUAGGGCUGAUGGUACCCUUCAAAGCCUGAGCUUGGUGGAGUGCCUGAAAAUCACUGAUGAUGGCAUAAAGCGUGUACUUGAAACCAAUCCAUGGUUAACAAAGCUAUUUGUUCCUGGAUGUACAAGGCUCACUGUUGAAGGGAUGUUGAAAAAUGUAUGGACCUAUAACUCUAAUAAAGAUGCCCCAGGUAUAAAGUUCCUGAGAAUCGGUGGCCUUUAUGGUGUUACGCAUGAACACUUCGAGGAGUUGAAGUCUCUUUUGGGUACUGAUGACAACACCCUCAAGAGUCAUCACAAGCCGCAUAUCUAUCAUCGAGGAAACUAUUACCUUCCAUAUGAUGAUGACCGGGCAAUAGAUAUUGAAAUGUGCCCAAGAUGUGAGAAAUUCAAGUUGGUUUAUGAUUGUCCGUCAGAGGGAUGUCAGGUGAAAGAUAAUGGAUCCCAAGUCUGCAGAGCAUGCACGCUGUGUAUAACAAGGUGCUCACAGUGUGGCACCUGCAUUAACGACAAUGAGUAUGAGGAGACUUUCUGUUUAGAUUUGGUAUGCUCAGAUUGUUUCGAGCAGCUGGUCAAGUACCAGGACGGGCUUAAUGAGAAGGCUGACCCAUGUGGAGACCACAUGAGCAUGGUUGCUUGACUGACCAUGCUUAUGAGGCUGUAUUUGUUGCUGUUGUAGUCUCCGCCUUUGGUGCAGAACCAACAUGAUCCAGGUCACCCUGUGAGCUUCCACUCUUGGUUACUCGUUUUCUUCUUGCUUUGAUAUGUCCAUUGUUAUGUUCGAAAAAGGGCUAUUCGCCCACAAAAAAAAGGGAAAAAAGGAGGAAAAAAUAUAAAAAAUAAAAAUAAAAAGAGCAAAAAAGAAGGGGAAAAAGAGGAAAAGGCAUCAUAAAAAAUACUUGUCCUUGAAGGAAGUUGGUAGUUCUAGCAAAAUGGAGAUCUGACCUUGUGAAGAUUUUAGAUAUUAGUUGACAUGUCAACUAAAGGCGGGAGCUUGCCUCGCCUCUAUUCAGCUGAUCGUGCUUUGCUUUGGAAAGGUGGAUGUGUGUCCUGCUUUCUGGUCAUGCUUAUGCUACCAGCUCUUGGUAGAUUGGAGAUAUAUACUUGGCGGGGUCUGUGCUCUUGCAGGGAUCGUCACAUAGGUUAUGGCGACAUCGACGACGUCAUUUCUAUUUCUUCUUGUUAUCAACAGCCUCUCUUGUGGAACUGAGUGUUUCUUGAUUUCUAUUUGUUAUUUUGUUGUGCUGCUAUUUGCCUCAUGAAUGGUGGAUAAUUUUUAUCAAUAAAAGUUUGCCAUGAUGUUUCAUGGCACACUUAACUAA